AUGAAAGGCGGUCGCGGCGGUACACGCACGCGAGGCGGCGCCGCAAAGCUUGGGUCGCGAGGGGCAGUAAAAGGCAGCGCGAGCGGCAAAGGGAAUGGAUUAGGGGGGAAGAAUAAGGGAGCUGUGGGCGGUAGAAAGGGUGAAAUUAUGCGGCGAGGCGGAGGAGGAAAGGCCUUCCGGGGAGGCGGAGGAAAGGUGAUUGGCGGAGGGAAGACGAUGCGCGGAGGCAGGUUGAAUUUUAGCAUGGUGAAAUGGAAGGACGUUACGCCCGUGGCAGGGACGCACAUGCUCAUGGACCCGCGCAACCCCGCCGCGGGAGGUACGCCAUUUUGCCACCCCCUCCUUGCCGCGGGAGGCUUCAUGGGGCUGGAAGAGAUCGACCCGGCGGAAUUUGAGGGGCUGCCGGCUGGCGGAGCACUGGAGGGCGGAGAGAUGCAGGGCGAAAUUUCGCCCCAUCCCCCUGGCUUCAUGGGGCUGGAAGAGAUUGACCCGGCGGAGUUUGAGGGAUUGGUGACUGGCGGAGAGAUGGAGGGCGGGGUGGAGCUGGCUGGCGGAGAAAUGGAGGGUGGAGAUUUGGAGGGCGGGGAUUUGGGGGGUGGAGAUUUGGAGGGCGGGGAUUUGGGGGGUGGAGAUUUGGAGGGCGGAGAAAAGGAGGGCGGGGGAGAAUUGGGGGAAGAAGACGCGGGGGAAGAGCCUGGAAAUGAGGAUGUUGAGGCGGACGGGGGAGAGAGUGGAACUGGGGUGGGAGACGCGGGGGUCGGGGACAGGGUUUUAGAGGGGAAGGGGAAGAUGAGCAAGAGCAAGAGGCGGAAGAUGCAGAGGAAGCAGCUGAAAACGGCUUUGAAGCGAGGGGAGCGGGGUGAGAGGCACAAGGGCGCAGGAGAGAAGCAAGCCAAGGGUAAGGAGGAGGGAGAGGAGGGAGACGAGGAGGAGGGGGAGGAGCGAGAGGAGGGGGAGGAGAGGGAGGAGGGAGAGGAGGGAGAAGAGGAGAAAGGGGAGGAGGGAGAGGAAGAUGCGGAGAGUGAUGGGGAGGAGACUGCAGAAGGCAAAGAAUUGAGCAUGGAAAUCGACGGAGCAGCAGAGGGGGUGCAAGGAGAAGGCGAGGAGAGAGAAGAGGACAUAGACAUGGCGGAAUGGGAACACCUCCGUCUGCACCCCCUCAUUCUCCGCGCCCUACACGACCUCGGUUUCACCUUCCCCACGCCCAUCCAGCGCGCUUGCAUCCCCGCUGCUGCGUCCCGGGGCAGGGACGUUGUGGGCGCGGCUGAAACUGGGUCCGGCAAGACCCUCGCGUUUGCCAUUCCGAUCCUGCAGAGGUUGUUGGAUGAAAGGGAGAAGGAGAGAAGGUUGAAGGACGGGGGCGGGCCGUGGGGGGAAGAGGGGGAUGGGGAUGGGGAGGACGGGGGAGGAGAAGGGGAGGCGGGAGGGGGGGAGGGCGCGGGGAGUGAGAGAGUUGGGGAGGAGCAGAGCGGGGAAGGGGAUGGGGGAGGGGAGGGGGAUAAAGAGGCGGAAGGGGAGGGGGCGGGCGGGAAGAUGGGGGGAAAGGUGGUGGGCGGCGGGGUUCGGAAGAGAGUGAGGGGGGCGCUGCGAGCGCUCAUCAUCACGCCCACGCGCGAGCUGGCGCUGCAGAUCGUAUCGCACAUAAAAGACGCGGCCCGCCACACGGGCAUCCACGUGGCCGGCAUUGUGGGCGGCAUGGCGGAGGUGAAGCAGCGGCGCGUGCUGAGCCUAGGGCCGCAGAUUGUGGUCGGCACUCCCGGGCGGCUGUGGGAGCUCAUGAGCCAAGGGGAGGCGCAUCUGGUGCAGGGAGGUGAUGAAACCACGAGCCACGACCCGCAGAUUGUGGUCGGCACGCCCGGGCGGCUGUGGGAGCUCAUGAGCCAAGGGGAGGCGCACCUGGUUCAGGUGGGACUGUCUGGGUGUGUAUGUGGGGCACUUGUUGAAGGUACAUAUGCAUGCAUGUGGUGUGCAGGAGAGGUGUGGGAGGUCAUGAGCAAAGGGGAGGCGCACCUGGUGCAGACGAAGCUGACCGCAUGGCUGGCUUUUGAGACACAUCAAAUGUCCCCUUGCCCACUCAUCCCCUUCCCCCCCCCCCGGCAUUCUCCUUCCCCCUCUCUCCAACAUUCCGUUCCCCCCCUGCAGCUCGAGUACCUUUCGUUCCUUGUUCUAGAUGAGGCUGACCGCAUGGCUGACCCAGGAAGGUUCAAGGAGCUUUCGUCCAUUUUGGGAAUGCUGCCCCCCACGGCUGCUUCUCUCGCUGCUGCCAAGGCCAAGGAGGCGGCUCUGGCAGCCCGAGAUGCUGCUCGGGCAGCCAAAAAGGCAGCUCGGGCAGCUAAAAUUGCCGAGGAGAGGGAUGCGGCGAGAGGAAAGAAAGGAAAGAGGAAAGCGGGGACAGAAAAGGCUGAAAAUGAAGGGAAUGGAGAGGAAGAGGAGGAGGGAAAGGAGGAGAAAGAGGAGGAGACUAAAGGGGAGGGGGGAGGAGAAGAAGGAGAAGAAGGUAGGGAGGAUGGGGAGGAGGGAGAAGUGGGAGAAGAGGGAGAAGCAGGAGAAGGAGAAGGAGAAGGAGAAGGGGGAGGAGAGGAUUCGUUUGCUCUUCAGCCACCCACCCUCGCGAAAAAGAAGCGGCAAGUCCUAGUCUUCUCCGCAACUCUCGUUCUGCCCGACGACACGCGCGGGCAGCUGCAAGGAAAAAAACGAACGCCAGGACCCGGGGCAGAAGAUAGACGGACCGGGAGGAAGCGAGAGAGGAAGGGAGCGCACGGGGGAGAGGGAGAGGGGGAGGAUGAGGGGGAGAAGGAGAGGGAGAAGGGGUUGGAGAGGGAUAGGGUGGUGGCGGCUCUGAUGGAGUUGACUGGCAUGCGGCCGUCCCCUGCCAUUGUGGAUCUCACCACUGCUGAUGUGGUGGCGAGUGGCGUGCAGGAAGCGGCUUUAGAGGAUAGGGUGGUGCCGGCACUAAUGGAGCUGACUGGCAUGCGCCCGUCCCCUGCCAUUGUGGAUUUGACCACUGCUGACGUGGUGGCCAGUGGGGUUCAAGAAGCUGCACUGGAGGUGGUGCCGGCACUAAUGGAGCUGACUGGCAUGCGCCCGUCCCCUGCCAUUGUGGAUUUGACCACUGCUGACGUGGUGGCCAGUGGGGUUCAAGAAGCUGCACUGGAGGUGGUGCCGGCACUAAUGGAGCUGACUGGCAUGCGCCCGUCCCCUGCCAUUGUGGAUUUGACCACUGCUGACGUGGUGGCCAGUGGGGUUCAAGAAGCUGCACUGGAGGUGGUGCCGGCACUAAUGGAGCUGACUGGCAUGUGGCCGUCCCCUGCCAUUGUUGAUCUCACCACGGCUGAUGUGGUGGCCAGUGGAGUUCAAGAGGCUGCUCUAGAGGUGGUGGCGGCACUUAUGGAGCUGACUGGCAUGCGGCCGUCCCCUGCCAUUGUGGAUUUGACCGCGGCUGAUGUGCUGCCCAGUGGCGCGCAGGAGGCUGCUCUAGAGUGUGACGACAGCAUGAGGGACGUCAUUCUCCUCUACCUCUUGUGUGACGACAGCAUGAGGGACGUAUUCCUCCUCUACCUCCUGCGCAUGCACGGCACCUUUGGUCGCACGCUCGUCUUCUGCUCCGCCAUUUCCUCUGUCCGCCGCCUUGCCUCCCUGCUCUCGCUUCUGCAAGUGCCGUCCUUCCCCCUGCACGCACAGCAGCAGCAGCGGCAGCGUCUCAAGGCGUUGGAUCGCUUUCGGCAGCACCCUAGCGGCGUGCUGGUAGCGACUGAUGUGGCAGCCAGAGGGCUGGACGUUCCCGAGAACCCCAGCUGUGUGCUCGUGGCCACUGAUGUGGCGGCCAGAGGGCUGGACGUUCCCGAGGUGCGUCUGGUGGUGCACUAUCAGCUACCGCACACAGCAGAGGGCUACGUGCAUCGAUGCGGCCGCACUGCUAGAGGAGCCGCCUCUGAGGGGUGCUCCGUGGCGCUGGUGACGCCCAAGGACUCCAUCAAAUACUCCUCGCUGCUGCGGAAACUCAACAAGGGGUGCUCCGUUGCUCUGGUGACGCCCAAGGACUCCAUCGAAUACUCGUCAUUGCUUCGAAAGCUGAAUAAGGACUCCAUCGAAUACUCCUCGCUGCUGAGGAAGCUGAAUGAGGUGCGUCCACACGUGCUUGUGGAUGGACUAUGUAUUGAGGAGCUGCAUCAGAGGGGUGCUCCGUGGCUCUGGUGA
Messenger RNA from Closterium sp. NIES-65, 4197 nucleotides. The record is from the annotation of a GenBank genome assembly. Lineage: Eukaryota; Viridiplantae; Streptophyta; Zygnematophyceae; Desmidiales; Closteriaceae.